This is a messenger RNA of Lytechinus variegatus (green sea urchin), 1119 nucleotides long. RefSeq lists its product as uncharacterized. The transcript has 5 exons. The coding region runs from base 103 to 777 and encodes 224 amino acids. NCBI's taxonomy places the organism in Eukaryota, Metazoa, Echinodermata, Echinoidea, Temnopleuroida, Toxopneustidae. The record is from RefSeq and is a predicted model, not a curated record.
GUUGACUUUCUUUGGAGAUAGCUUAUUGUUGAAAUCCGGAUUUUCACUAGGUUUAAGAAAGGUCUAGAAUUUUGAAGCGCCAAACUCAGGAGCAAGAUAAGGAUGAUGAAAGCGUUUCUUCUAUCCCUCGCAUACAUGGUAUGCACCAUCCCAAUGGGAUGGGGAUGUGUGUCUGGUGCGGGUCCAUCGUGGGAGAUAUCCAAGCCUGGCCUUGGAAGAGGCGGAGGACCGACAGGUGUAAUGCCAAUACCAGGUGUAGCUCCUAGACCAGGUGUAGCUCCAAGACCAGGUCCAGAAGGCCCAGAGGGACCAAGCCGUCCAAGAAUACCCGAAGAAGUUGCGAGAUACUUCGCUGGAUUGAUCAGCAAGGAAGAAGCUUUCGCAAGCAUCGAUCUUGAUAAUGAUGGCCUGGUAGACAUUGACGAGUGGAUUGUGGAAGGCGGUACCGGGUCGGAAUACCUUCAUAUGCUUCGUCGACUUGAUACCAAUGACGAUGAUAUGAUCUCACUUGAUGAGCUACAGCCAUUCAGUCUACCAACCGAACAGGUGGACAGGACUCUCGAAGAAGUGGCGGAAACACCGAAUGAUAUUCCACCGGAGAGACCAACACCUGGGAGCAUACCUCGAGAACCCAUCCCCAGAAUACCGAGACACUACAAUCCUCACAAUCCUAGGGCAAUGCGCGACCCCCGAUACAGGUACCGGUUCCUACCUCGUGAACUCCACUCCAACACCGUCUUGAACGUGAAUACCAAAUUCCUUGAACGAUACAAUUGAUAUCAGGUUAUGAACAGCAUUGACUUAACCUGGGAAAUGAAAUCGGAUCAAGUUAACCUAUAUACCGAUCCCCCGAUAUUACGUGAACCUGGCCGGUCGAUCUCCAAUAUAUCGAUAACUUGGAGAAUUCGAAAAAGAGAACUGCCUGGUGAAACCGAGGAUAAGAUCAAUUUCAAGUCUAAAUAAUGGUCUGCCUAUGAACAUGUACCUUCAUUUAUCAUGUCUGCAUUAAUGUUUGUGGAUCAUUUUACAAAAAUAGCAAUAAAGACAUUUCAUAAAAAUUUCAUCAUUCCUGACUUGUGUACAUAGAUUUGUAUUACAGAAACGAAGGGCGUCAUAAUU